Molecule: messenger RNA, 2278 nt
Organism: Leptopilina boulardi
Lineage: Eukaryota; Metazoa; Arthropoda; Insecta; Hymenoptera; Figitidae
Gene: OstDelta
Product: dolichyl-diphosphooligosaccharide--protein glycosyltransferase subunit 2
Exons: 11
Coding region: 106-2064 (652 amino acids)
Biological process (GO): protein N-linked glycosylation
Cellular component (GO): membrane; oligosaccharyltransferase complex
Source: RefSeq, a predicted model, not a curated record
CAUUUUUCACGACACGCGCAAUGGAGAAAGAAGAAGUAUUCGUAGAGCCAUUUUGUUACUGGGGCCGACGUGGCGGCCGGCGUGUAUUCAAUUUUCCUUGGAAAAAUGAAGAUUCAUUUAUAUUCUUUGUCGAUCAUUGUACUGAUCUUUGGAUCAGUAAUCGCUGAAACAUCGUCUUCAACGAGUUCUUAUUUGUCUGAUUCGGAUCGAAUUCGCUUAAAGAAAGUGAUCGAGCCUGGUUUUAAACUUAAUGACGUUUCUGCUGUUCAUUAUGCCGUUUUGGGUUACAAUUUAAUUGGAGACGCUAUUUCAAAAACAGCUGAAAUAUGUAAAUUUUUGCUACAAUCUGCUGGUGAUGGAAGUAGUCUGACACCUGAAAAUGCUUAUUACAUAACGACAACUUGGAAAACAUUGAAAGUCUGUCAAGCAUUGCCAGUUGCUGCAAUAACAAAGGUAUUAACAACAGUUAUUGAGAAAGAUAGUUCUACAAUUUUAGAAUUACAUUAUGCAAUCCAUUCACUGAUUUCUCUUUCACAAAAAUUGUCCGAUGCUGUUACCACAAAAAUUGUAAAAAGUGUACAGGCCUCUUUGAAAAAAGACGAUAGUUUGCUAAAUGUUGGUUACGCUUUUAAAAUUGCCGCCGAUCUUGGAACGGCUGGAGCUUUUGCUUUUGAAAAAAUUGAAGAUACAAUUGUUCAAGCCGAUCAAGUUAAUGGUCGCUUUUUACAAUUCGAAGGUGGACUUACCGUUACUAGUCUCAUUGUAAACGGAAUCUUCAAACUUUCCUCAACCUUGAAAAAGAAACUACCUUUAAAUUCUCAACAAACUGUGAAGUUUACCAAUUAUCUUUUAUCACGUCGUUCAGUUCAAACUCCAAAAGGUGUUGUUUCACUUCUUUCGGCAUUGGAUAUUCUUGCCACAAAUGAAUAUGAAAAACCAAUUUGUAUUGCACUUGUUGAAGGUGGCAAUGUUGUUUCAACAAAACAACCAUUAAUUCGUGUAAAGGUUUGCAAUAUUUUAGGUAAACCAUUGUCAUCAACACCAACUGUUGUUGCAAAUUCUGCAACGCGAGUCGGAGACGAUGUUGUUGUUUUUAGUAAAAAGAAUUUCCUCGUGGAUUCCACGGACAAAACUUUAUUCACAAUGAACAUGAUGGAUGUGAAACCUGAACGUGGAUUUUACAAGUUAUCAAUUUCGGCUGGUUCAAUUUCGAAUACAGUAACCGUUAAAGUAUUAUCGGAAGUUGCUGUUGAUUAUUUGGAAAUUGGAACUGCAGAUGCUGAUCAAACGAUGCAGCCAAAACUUGUUAGAGUACCCUAUUCGGAAAAAAUGAAAAACAAAAUCGAAGCUGAUUCACAACAGAAACUUGUGAUGAGAUUUUUAUUAAAGGAUUCUCUAACUAAGAAAGCAAUGCGAGUUCAUCAGGCUUUUGUUCGCUUAUCAUCUUUACCACAAUCUGGAAAAGAGAAACUCACAAAUGAAAUAAUUUUUGUCGCCGAACCUGAUGCAUCACAUGUUUAUAAAUUUGAUAUGCCUUUGGGAACUGCUGCUAAAAAUUUUGGUCAUCAAAGUGGAGAUUAUAAUGUUGAAUUAGUAAUUGGUGAUGCUGUUUUAAGUAAUUCUUUCCAAUGGAAUUUGGGGACUGUUAAUUUGAAAUUUCCAGAACCAAGUGCUGCUGAAAUUGCCGAAAAAUCGUCAGCUUAUAAAGAAAAACAAAACAUGUAUCAACUAAAGCCUGAAAUUAAGCACAUGUUCCGAGAACCAGAUAAAAGACCACCAGCAUUUGUUUCGAAUCUUUUUAGUGGACUUUGUUUAGCUCCAGUUUUAUUGUUAUUCAUUCUUUGGGCAAAAUUGGGAAUAAAUAUUUCUAAUUUCCCAUUUUCUUUGAGCGCUAUUGGUUUCCACGUUGGCCUAGGAGGUAUUUUUGUACUUUUUGGAGUAUUUUGGUUAAAAUUGAAUAUGUUUGUGACCUUGAGGUAUCUUCUUGGCCUUGGAAUUGUGACGUUUUUGGCUGGAAGUAAAUUACUUUCACAAAUUGCUCACAGUCAGAAGCAAAAUCGCUGAUUUUAAGUUUGCAAAGUUUGAAAAAAUUUCAGGACGAGUAAGCAGUUAAAACUGCUUUUUUAAAAACAAAAAAAAAAAAAAUAAGAAAACGUUUCUCGUCCCGUUUUUGUACAUAAAGAGAGUAAUAGUGAUUUUUAAAUUAUAAAUUCAUUGUGAAUGCAAUAGAAAUAUUUUUUUUUUUUUCCUUAAAUAAAAUUAUAAUCACUUCUUUUUA